This is a messenger RNA of Cyphellophora europaea CBS 101466, 762 nucleotides long. RefSeq lists its product as uncharacterized. The record is from RefSeq and is a predicted model, not a curated record. Bases 1 to 762 code for a protein of 253 amino acids. The transcript has 3 exons. Lineage: Eukaryota; Fungi; Ascomycota; Eurotiomycetes; Chaetothyriales; Cyphellophoraceae.
AUGUUAGCGCAGCCAGAGAUCACCUUCUACACUGCGUUCUCGCCAAAUGGCCACAAGGUCGCCAUAACUCUCGAAGAAUUAGGACUCAAAUAUAACAUGGUCCAUGUGAAUCUACCUGCGAUUGAGCACAAGCAGCCAUGGUUUUUGGACAUCAACCCGAACGGUCGGAUCCCUGCUCUGAUUGAUACUCUACCGGAUGGUACUUCAAUCAAACUCUUCGAGUCGGGCAGCAUCCAGCAGUAUCUUGUGGACGUAUAUGAUCCGGACUUCAAGAUUUCGUACCCCCGUGGAACGAAAGAGUUCUAUGAAACCAAUAACUGGCUCUUUUUCCAGAACGCUGGGAUCGGUCCUAUGCAGGGCCAAGCGAAUCACUUCCUACGUUACAACCUCUCCGACCUCCCUGAGGACUACUCCAGGGAAAGGUACACAAACGAGACAAGGCGGCUUUAUCGCACCCUCGAUAAACACUUUCAGGGCACUCAAUCCGAGUACUUGGUCGGCCAGAAGUGCACCAUCGCCGAUAUUGCGAUCUCGUCUUGGACAAACAUCUUGGGUUUCGCCGGCCUCGAUAUCCACGAAUUUCCGAACGUGCAUGAGUGGCAGCAGCGCAUGGCUCAAAGACCGGCGGUGCAGAAAGGGUACAACACUCCCAAGAAGGUUGAUCUUGAUAACUUGUCAAACGACAAAGCGGCUUUUGUGGCCUACCUUAAAGUCAAUGAGGAGUGGAUCAGGCAGGGCAUGGAAGAAAAUGCCAGAAAAUAG